GGGGGAAAUUCUGUCAAUGUCGCCAUGUAAAAUGAUGGGAAGGUUACGCAAGAGCAAAAUGAAAUUCAAGUUAGGCGAAGCGAAGAGGCUACAUAAUUUGUGGCUAUUUUGCAAAUAAGCAACCUUUUUGGGGAGAUUUUUCUCAAGAGGGCAGAGCUCCAGUCGUUCUACGUGCGUAUUAUCCUUUCAAAACGAUUUCUUUUUUCUCUCUUUUUUUAAGCAGAACGCGAAUUUUUUUUUUUUUUCCAGUUCGCCCCUCAAAGGGGAAGAAGAACGAUCAGGCGAGCCUCUACACGCAGGAAGCACCAAUUUGUGGAAGCCUCACAAUGAAAAAAUUGCAAACGAAAAUUAAGCAUACUUGAGAUGUGAAUUUCAUUGAGUGCGCCCUCUGUUUGUUCUUCCAACCCGGUCCACCUCCGCGGAAGGGAAGGAAAGGGUUUCGCACGUGUGGUGUAUGGGCGUAUGGCUAUACCGGUGUAUUAUGACCAUAUUAACUCACACACUUGCGGUGCGUGGAGGAAUGUCCAUACUACCCCCUACAUACACUCACAUGUCAUCACGUGCGAUCGGAUGCCUCUCCCCGCAAGCCAAGCCAGGUCACACCAUAGCAAAACAGAACAAAACACCAAAUGACCGCGCACACAGAACAUGCUAUUUUUAAUUAAGAACCUGAUUGGAUGCGCACUUCUCCUGUUCGUGGUGAACACACAUCUGCAUGGGAGAUGGCACAAAUGGCAGGAGGAACUGCACUGGGGCAGAGUCCUCAACGGAGUAAAGACCCCCAGUUGUGUCCAUCCGAACAGGAAUAAGUGGCCAUACAACAUUAACAGAAAUUGCAAGCCAAAAAGUUACCUGUACGUUCAGAAUAAAAAAAGAAGGAAACGCCAGGCGUACAAGCUUAACAGGUAUAAGGCCUGCUCGAUUUUUUCAAUCUUUGAUAAGAGCAAUGAGGGGAAAAAGAAGAGGGGGGGGCGGCCAUCCGAUGGAGGAGUACCACAGGAGGGGAAGCAACCCAGUGCAGAAGUACCACAGGAGGGGAAGCAACCCAGUGUAGAAGUGCCACAGGAGGGGAAGCAACCCAGUGUAGAAGUGCCACAGGAGGGGAAGCAACCCAGUGUAGAAGUGCCACAGGAGGGGAAGCAACCCAGUGCAGAAGUGCCACAAGUGGGGAAACAACCCUCCGGAGGAGUACCACAAGUGGGGAAGCCACCCACCGGAGGAGCACCACCGGGGGAGGUGCCCCCGCUGAGCACCCCCCACGGGUGCGAAUCGGAGGGAUGCAUCGAGCUUAGCAACCUGGAGAGCAACCCCAAAGAGGCGCUAAAAAACGUGGCCACAUACAAACAGCAUUUAGAAAACUUCAAAAGCAGAGUGAUUCUAUCGCUUCAAACGAUCUUCUGUUCAUAUACGAAGGGCAUAGAUAAGAAGGACAACUUGAGAGGCUUCGUCCUCCACAUACUGAGCGACUUUGAGCGGAAGCACCUCGAGCACACACACCUAGCGGAUGUGCAGAAUAUGCGAAAUGAAAAAGUGAGGGAAGAAUAUCUGCAGAGCAAUUACAACUGCUUCCUCGAUAUCGUUAAGACGAUUGAGGAGAAUCUGUACAACAUUUUAUUGUAUAAAAUUCAGUCCGUCAAGUUGAAGGCAUUGGACGAUAUUAAAGAAACGGUCCUCUCGCACAGGGAAAGCAACGCGGAUUACAUUUCCUACGUUAAUCAUGUUAAUAAAACGUUCGAAGCGUAUGAAAAGAAGUUGCAGAGUUUACUCCCCGCGAGUUUUAAAUUUUCCCUAUACGAAAGGAUGAGCAGGGACAGCGGCGUUGCGGAGGAGGAGCAGCGGAAGCGGCAUCCCUCCAGUCUCUCCAACUUUGCGUACCACUUUCCGAUGGAAAAAUAUGAACAGUUAAUAAAAAAAAAUAUAAAUUACGUAAAAAAAUUAUCGCACGAUUUGACCAAAAAAAAGAAGAAAAGGCUCAUUAAAGAAAUUGAGCGAAGCAAGAAUUAUCAAAAUAUUUUACACAUCAUAGACAAUCAACAAAAGCAAAUUGAGAUUUUGCAGGAACAACUCGAGGCAAACGUGGAAGGUUUCCCUGGGAAGUACUCCCCCUUCCACUGCGCAGUUGCCUACAGGAUCCCGGACACGAAUUUGAACAUCUCAACGCAGUACGUUAAGGGGAAAUUUAAUGUCAAGCUGAAUUGCAUUCCGGACGACUCCUUGCAUUUGUUGGGGUCGUACGGGUUUGUGAAGGCCCUCCCCUUCGGUAACUUGGGGCUGUCCUUCUCGCUGAACUUUUAA
This is a messenger RNA of Plasmodium vivax (malaria parasite P. vivax), 2295 nucleotides long. RefSeq lists its product as hypothetical. Bases 649 to 2295 code for a protein of 548 amino acids. NCBI's taxonomy places the organism in Eukaryota, Apicomplexa, Aconoidasida, Haemosporida, Plasmodiidae. The record is from RefSeq and is a predicted model, not a curated record. The transcript has a single exon.